Aspergillus neoniger CBS 115656 is the source of this 1725-nucleotide messenger RNA. Its product is annotated as fungal specific transcription factor domain-containing protein. The transcript has 9 exons. Gene Ontology annotation, biological process: positive regulation of transcription from RNA polymerase II promoter by galactose. The record is from RefSeq and is a predicted model, not a curated record. Gene Ontology annotation, cellular component: nucleus. The coding region runs from base 1 to 1725 and encodes 574 amino acids. Gene Ontology annotation, molecular function: RNA polymerase II cis-regulatory region sequence-specific DNA binding; DNA-binding transcription factor activity, RNA polymerase II-specific. NCBI's taxonomy places the organism in Eukaryota, Fungi, Ascomycota, Eurotiomycetes, Eurotiales, Aspergillaceae.
AUGUCAGGUCGCCCACAUCGCAGGCGACGAACUGAGGUUGCCUGCCGGUGUGUGCACGAUGUCAGCAUAGGAGGAGAGAAUGCAGGUAUCAGCAGCCUACAGAGUCUGGUAUCCGACGCCCAAAGGCUAAGAGACAAGCAGGACUUAGCUCGCCGGAUUGAGAUGCUGGAGGAUAAAGUCGGUCAUGGAACUGGAUCGCAAACACAUUCACCAGGUUCGUCAGUAGGGAAAACAGUGAGCGAAAUUACUAGUGUUGAUGAGCUUGCCACACAUGCAUUCUCUGAGACGUCUCUUGGCCAUGUCUACUUUGGGUCUAGUUCAAACUACGCCAUGUUUAGGCUUAUCUCAAACGCAUUCGCUGAAAGCGCUCUCCUGCACCUCACGCUAAGCAGUCAUACAUCUACCGCUAUUCAAAGCUGCAGCAUAACAGAAGGGAAAACGAAUCGCUUUUCAACAACAAUCGGUGCCAUUCUUCCAUAUGUCAACUGUGAGGCUUUGUUAAAAACCUAUGAGAAAGCGCUUCUUGAAAGGCCCCCAAGGUUCCAAAGGGUCUUUUUGGCUCUUCUGAAUGUGGUUUGGGCACAUGCAUCUGCGUCCUUACAGCUUCCGGAGGCAGAGGUAUUCUACAGCCAUUGCGCAGGUCUUCUCGACCAGCGAACACUGGAGAGACCAACUUUAGAGCUAGUCCAGACAUUACUGUUAAAGUCUCUUUACGAGCAGAACCAUCAGAGGUCUACAUUGAGUUAUACAACCCAUACAAACUGUGUUAGAGCGUCAUUGCAGAUAGGCUUUCGUUGUGCCUCUGUUCGGAGUGCUGAUGGAUAUACACUUGGCAGCUUGCAUCAAAGGUUGUGGCUAGGGGUUUUGAACAAUGAUAUAACCUCUAACACAAUCCUGGAUGGUAUAAUCGAAAGAUUGUAUGAUCAAAAUUUGGACUCGGGCCAUCCUCUCAAUAUACAGACAAUCAUUGACAAGCGUGACAACCUACACUUCCACCUCGAACAAUGGGCUGACAGUCUUCCUGAGUGCAUUUCCCUGCUCCCGAGUGAAGAGUCCCUAGAACAAUCAGUGGUCCUAGAUGCUCGCUGGGCCGUACGAGUACUUCUAUGCAUACAAUGCCAUAGGCUGGAAUUGACCAUGAACUUUCCUCUAACGAUGAAACUCUUAGAGCCCUACUCAAUAAAAUUACUUGGAAACCGUACUCGGAAAAUUAUUCAGCGCGGUUGCUCCCAGAUCCUCCAGGAUGACUGGCUGGCAAUACAAGAAGUGCAGCGUUUGAUAUCCCAUAUUUCCACCCUACAGGGUUUUAUAGACCUGUAUGCAUCAUGGUAUACAUGCAACUACACAAUAUUCACAGCCAUCCUCCACUGCCUAGCACUAUUCCUCGUUCGCCAGCAAUACCCCUUAGAAUCGGAGCCGACGCCAACCCAGAUCCGCCAGGAAAUAGAAGCAUGUCUCUCCACCAUGAGAAAUAUCAGUAGAGGAAGCAUUGUGAAUCAAAAGGCGGAUUACUGUAUUCAAAGGUUAUCUGUGGUGUUCGACGCCCUGGUCAAUCAGCCACAGGAGGAUACAAGUAACCCGUUAGACACAUUGACUACCGAAUUUAUUUUCCAACAUAUCAAGCUCCCAACAGAGGAGUUUCUCAACCAAUGUAGUCGGCACGAAGAGUCAGAGCAGGCGCAAUUGUUUUUGGAUAUCUUCUCGAGCAUUCCGCUUUGUGAAUGA